Molecule: messenger RNA, 1023 nt
Organism: Paramecium pentaurelia
Lineage: Eukaryota; Ciliophora; Oligohymenophorea; Peniculida; Parameciidae
Source: the annotation of a GenBank genome assembly
AUGACGGAACAAUAUAUUUUUGAUUCAGAAAUUGUGGAAGAUGAAGUAGAUCGUCCAGUCUCUGUUUACAACCUAAAUGUUUGCUUCAAGGAGGACAUUGAUUUUAGACUAUAAGAUUGCUAAUUGAAUGAACCUGAUAUUUAAGAUUUAGAGUAAAAAAUGAAUAAUCUAAUUUAUAAUUCUUGUGGUUUUAAAAAAGGAUUGAUAAAACAUAACAAAUAAUAAAAAUAACAAUCAGCAAUAGACUUAACAGAGAAUAGAACUAAGAAUGAAUAACUAUCUUUUAAAAAGCCUAUUUAACCUAUUUAAUAAUUAUCCAUUGUUUCUAAUGGAGAUCAAUCCUCAUUGUUUUCAAGAAAAGAAACAGUUCCAAAAAUUAAUUUUGUAGGUGAAAUGAAAGAUAGUGUAAACUAAAAUACAACAGUAGAUUUUAGAAAGAGUCUAAAAUUACAUACACAUGGACCAUUUGAUAUAACUAAAUUAAAAGAUGGAUUAUCGCCUGCUGUAAAUAAUCAAUUUUCUUCAAAAAAGCAAUCCCAAUUCUCAUAAAGAUCACAUGAAACUUACAAUUCAUAUUUGGAAUUAUCUUAUAAUUAAACUUAACAGAUACCCAAAUAACAUUCAAUCAAUAAUUUAGAUAAAAGAAAAGAGAGAUCAAAAAUUGCAAAGACAACUAUUAAAUUCAUUUCAAAUUAACAAAAUUAGAAACUGAGAAUUUCAUAAUAAGCCAAUUCAUAAAGAACAUCUCAGUUAUCUUUAUUAUAAUUAGAAUAAGAUGGUAUAAGAGGUAGAUCAUAAAGUUCAGUUUCAACACCAAAAAGUAUUUUAAAAAAUCCUUCAUUAUAAAACUCUUAAUUAGAAAUUGUAAGCAGAUUAAGUUUCUAAAGUAGGCUUAGUUUUUCAAGUUUAAAUAUUACUUGUUAAUCUCCUAAAAAAUAACAAGCAAACUCUUAAUCUCCUGCAAAAAAAGUUAAAUUUUGUUUAACUAAAAAGUAAGCAAGAAGAGAAAACAUUCCAUGUUGA